Trichomonas vaginalis G3 is the source of this 402-nucleotide messenger RNA. RefSeq lists its product as uncharacterized. The record is from RefSeq and is a predicted model, not a curated record. Lineage: Eukaryota; Parabasalia; Trichomonadida; Trichomonadidae. The transcript has a single exon. Bases 1 to 402 code for a protein of 133 amino acids.
AUGCUCCGCAGCAAUGGAUACGAACAGUUACUUGGCUCUAACUCUAACAACGAGUUCAAGCUUUCAGUCUCUGCUGUCAACACAAAUGGUUGCGCCAACAAAGGAACUUUAAAACUUUGCGUCGGAUCUUCAAAGAACUUCAAUAAGAACGCCCAAGAGUUCAAGGUUGGUUCUAAGCCUGAGGCAAAGGAGUACAACUUCUCUUACAACAACGCCCACCGUUCUUCUAAUGUCAUUGCUCUCUACAACAGAAAGAGUUUCUGGGCUGAAGAUCAACAAAUCGGAAAGGCCGAAAUUCCACUUGACAAUUUCGAUCCAAACUCACCAUGCACACGCGAGAUCCAACUUGGCGAAAACGGACCAAAGGUUGUCCUCCACGCCACAAGAAAUGAAAACUUUUAA